AGAAACACAGAGAAGCUCUUCCAUCCUUUUCCCUUGUAUCUCGUUUUACAGACGGUUGGCAGCCAAGAUGCCAAGGUUCUAAAUGCACGAGAUUUAGGGAAGGAAAUAGGCAAAUUAAUUCCUGGGUUAAGCUAAUCUCAGAAAGCACUUUGGAAAGAAGCUUGAAAUGGAUUUGUAAAGACAAUUCUUUUACAGAAUAUCUUAUAGAAGGAAUCAGUUUUGAUGCCUUGGCAGAUGUUCUUGCAGAAGGAAAGAUGCAGUUAAUGUUAAAGUGGAGCAACAAAAAAGUCACCACAGAAUUAAACUGUGGUCCUACAAAAAUAAUCCACAUGAAAUUAAAUUCUUAUAAUGGAAUAAGUGUGGAAAAAAAAAAAAAAAAAUCUGAGAGUAUAUGAGGCUAUUCAAGGCAAAAAGCUUCAUUUCAUUAUAUUCCCAGUCCCAGGUAAUUGAAGUACAUUGGGAAUAAUUGAUCAUGAAUGAUCCAACAUAAUAAAGUAACUCAGACUAUUCCAUGACAACACUCUCAAGAAAUAAAUCUAAAAAUCAGUACAGCAAUUCUGAUAUCAGCCAGUUGUUGUUCAAUGGGAUUCUUGCAGUAUGCAGAAGUUGUAUCCAUGACAAUUUUCGGAACACUGAAUGCCUGAGACGAAAGCUCUUGUUAUGCUUCACACCUGAUUACUUGGAGACUGAAUUAUUUUUGUUUGCUUGAAUCCAGCAGUCCUAAUAUGCCAGUAUUUACUAGCCAAAUGUACAGAAGAAAUGUGUCUGUUCCAAUGGGUCUGGGCAGAGUGAAGGAUAAACUGGUGUCACCUUGUAUAUCUUGUGUUCUACCACUGGAACCCAGAACUUUGGAAGCCACAAGUACUCAACAACAAGCUUAAAAAGACGAUAGGUCAAGUAGCUCACAACCUGCAGGCAAACCUGUAUUUCCUGCAGGUAUGAGUAUGGCAUGAGAAUUUAUGCAGGUGCAUGACAGUCAACAUCUCCUGUGGUAGAGGGGCAAAAGUCCAGUGUUAUGAUGAGGUCCUGUAUAAUCAAAAAUCAUUUUUGAUGGAUAAGUGCUGAAGUAGUAAAGGAGUCCUAAAAUCCCUCUUGACAUUCCUAAAGAUACAACAGCCAUGAGAUGUAAUUUUUAUCCCUCUAUCCUUAUCCAUAUGGAGUCAAAGAACUAAUGUGUAAGGAAUCCGUUCUCUUUGUCUGACAACCUUUCAAUAUGGGGAUGCUGAUGGGUGAUUUUUGGAGGUGAACUAAUACUUGUGCUACAAGAAUUAGUUGUACUACAAGUAUUAGCUGGGAGUGAACCCAGAAUGGUCCAAAGCCUGUGCCAGUGUAACACAGACAUUCCUUUAUUGAGACAACUUCAUAGAUGGCAGGUGAAGUGAAGGGCAAUAAACACGGAUCAGUUCUCCUUCUGCAGAUGUGAAAUCCAGUAGGAGUUAUAAUCUCAAAAUUUUUAUUUAGGUUACAGAUAUUGAAGAUGAAGGGCUAUUCACCCUUCUUCCUUGAUACAAGAAAAAUAUGUGCUCUUGUGUAAUUGGGAUAACAUAAAUUUUAUGAGGACAGAUGGGUCCUCCCAACUGGAAAUGAUCCCACAGGUGGGUUCUCCCUGCUGGAAAAUGACCAUUCAGGCCCACCUUUCAGACAGAGUGAUGUCCAUUUACAAGGAACACUUGAGUGAUAAAUGAGUUUGUCAUCAGACAUACACAUUGGUCUAUAUUGGUACAAAGAAUAAAAAUAAGGACCUCAAUCACUGUUUGAUUUGCACUACAACUUUCUUCAAAGAAAGCAUUAGGAAGUAUCUAAGAAAUAGUCAUUCCUAUAUAAAAAAAUCUUAUUCUGAAAGUGUUAAUGUUGUUAUUUUUCCCCGCAAUAUCAUAUUAACUAAUGUUAUUUGAUUAUUUAAUGGAUUAUUUGAUUAUUCAAGUUCCUUUGACUUCUUUAUAGUUCUUCUAUGUAAUGUCUGUGGGUUUAAAUCAGGUGCCUAUGUUUGUACAGUGAUUUAGGAUGGAAAUUAAAAGCUUCCUUAAUAAAAGAGAGGUGAAGCUCUGGAAUAAUCACACAGAAUUAAUGGGAAAUAAUAAAUUCAUUUAAGUUGAAAAUUGAGAAGUUUAUUGAAAGAGGUAGCCAGUGUAGUUGCCUACAGGGAUCUAGGGAACUGAUCUCAAGCACCUGAGAGGCCCUUUCAGUUUCAUGCUGCUCUAAAUUAUAAAAUAAAUUUUAAUCUAGAUUCUGGGAAAGAAGAAAGAAUUUAAAAGGUGUCUUUUCCAUGUUAUCUCAUUCCCCAGAACAUGCUGUAGUUAUUUAUAAAUGUAUAACCAGCAGCUGCUUUUUCUCACAGUUUUUUUCCUCUCUCAAAAAUACUCUGAUAAGCAGCAAACAAGGAACAACCACAGGACUACAGGUAUUUGUAUGUAACUAUCUUCAAAAGCAGUACAGCAGGGAUAUAUAAAAAAACAUGAAAAGCAAAUUAAUAGGAUUUCUUAUGAACUUUUGGAUUUCUUUUUCACUCGCUUUGUAUUUUCACGCUGGAGAAAGAGAAGAGAAAUGCAUAAUUGAAGAUAUUCCCAGCGAUACCUUGGUAGUUGGGAAGUACAAAGUACAACGCUGGGAUAUACAUACGCAUGGCUUUCUUGAAUCUGCUACUGGUUUGGGAAUGUUUGUGACUGUCACAAGCCCUACUAGUGAGGUACUGUUGUCAAAACUGUAUGGGCCACAAGGGACCUUUACUUUUACAUCCUACAUCUCUGGAGAGCAUAUAAUCUGUUUCCAGUCUAACUCCACAAGAUUUGCAGUGAUUGCAGGCAGUAAACUGCGUAUCCACUUGGACAUCAGAGUUGGAGAACAUUUUUUGGAUGAAUCUGCUAUUCAAGCCAAAGACAAAGUGAAUGAAGUUAAUAUCAGACUAGAGCAUCUAAUUGAGCAAAUUCAUCAUGUAACCAGAGAACAAGAUUAUGAAAGAGAGCGUGAAGAAAAAUUUCGGAAAACAAGCGAAGAAACCAACAGCAAUAUUUUGUGGUGGGCUAUAGUACAAACACUAAUCCUUGUCUCUGUUGGAAUUUGGCAAAUCAAAUCUCUCAGAGAUUUCUUUAUAUCUAAGAAGCUUGUUUAAGUUCCAUAAAAUCAAUGCACAGAUUAAAAAAUUGCACACCAUGUAACACUGAACAUCUAAAGAAACCCUGCACCUAUGAGAAUAUUGCUUGUAUAGAAAUCUCAACCUUCUCUCAUUUUCUGUUCUAACUCUGGUUUCUCCAGCUAGGUCACAACCUCUAGCAUCCCCUCACAUUUUGCUCUUUGAAUUCCAUAUUUUACUAUUUUUCCCCCAUCUACAGAUGUAAAGCUAAAUAUAGAAGAGUCAGUGACUAAGGCAGCAUUUAAGUUCAGAACUUAAUGAACAUUUAUUAGGUUAAAUCUAAAAUACAAAUCUAAACUAAAGUUUCUUAAGAUUUUAAAUUACUCUGCUUGCUGAGUAAUCUUAUUUGGCACUACCAUGAACAGUUCAGCACUUCAGACUGACUAGGAUUCAGAUAGUAAACAGAGAAAUAAUUACAUCCCCUGCGGUGUUUAAUUGGGUGAGAGUGUCUUCAACUCAAUCUAUAUAUGUGUAACACCUAAAUAUAAUUGUGAAUGCUUUCUUGUAAAAUAUUCAGAGUUUGAACUGAUCAGUGGUGGCAGCAAUUAUCAUGGAAGAGAGAGACCCAGACAAGCAAUUUGGAAUUAUACUUACUUUUUCUUCCAGAAAAGCCCUUAACAUUAGGCUAUAAAAUUGAUGAUGAUCAGAUGCCUCCCACUGUUGUUUAUGUAAAUUAUAGUCUUUAUGAAGUAUGUCAAAGUAACCUAAAUUAUAGAUUUCUUGGUAAACAAUGCCAAUUUUAUUUUAAUUCAUUCCUGCACUAAAUGUUUCUGUGUUGAGAAUUUUUAAAAUUUUAAUUAUUUAGCAACUUUAAUAUGACUGCCUACAGAAAUUACCAGUUUUUGACUUAAUUUUCCAUUUUACUUAUUGCAGCUUGGUUGCAUAUAUCUUUAUGCCCUAAUAUAGCUAGUUUAUGUACAAAUAGCAGUGUAACUACAGUAUCAUACAAUGACAAGUCAAAUUAGCUUGACAAAACAGUAGUAGUAGUAGGAAGGAGUUGGAAGUGAUUACAUAUAAAAACAUGGAAGUAGAAGCUUCUAGAGCACUGUGAUAGCAGAAUACUGUUUUUUUUCCCCUACCUAUCUUUUUAGACCUUUUGCUAGUUUAAAAGGUAGUGAAAGGUGAAGUUAUCUGUAGACCAAUUAUUGUUCGAAAGGCACUGCUUUCUUUCUUUCUUUUUUCUAUUUUCCCACCUGUUGUUUUCUUUAGCAAGGAAAUGACAUUUUCCUUUAAGUCUACUUAUAUUUCCAGCAUGGGAAUUAAAAUACAGCUGGUAGUCUGUAAGAAUCAUUAAAAUUGAUACAAAGGAGAGACAAAAAAGCAAUAUUCCAGAGACCAAAUCAAUCCAAAUAAAAUCUCAUAAAGCUACUCACUGCAUUGUGUCCUAUAUUUAAAAAUUCGGAUACUUCAGAGGUGCUACUUGGAUUGACCAGUAAGUAAGUGUUAUUAAAUUAACUUCUAUAGAGCACUCACUCACAACAUGUCCUAUAAUAACAUCUUUGGUGGUCGGUAAGAAGGAAAUAUGUGUUAAAACCAUAUGGUAUAUGAAGUCCAAGAAGUAAUAAAGUGUUGUGACAAGGUUGUGGUUCAGCCUUUAGCUGAUAUUUAGUGUAAGGCUUCUAACCACAUCCCAGUGACAAACAUAACUCAUUUCACUUGCAAUACACUCCAGCUGGUAAUCCAGGAGAAGCAACAUUUUAGAAUUCAUAAAAGAGCUGAUCAUGUUUCACCAUAUUAAUUAGGUCUAUACUCAGAGUACAGACUCAGCACUGAGACUUGGGCGUCUUGAAUGUAACUUGUGAUUGCUUAAUUCUUUACUAGUACUAAUGGUACUAUUAUUAUUAAUAAUAAUAAUUAUAAUCAUCAUAUCAUCAUAUCAUCAUCAUCUUUGCUUUUAGGAAAUGUUUUCUGUCUUCUUCAAGAUUUUUAAUUAACUCCAUAAAGCAGAAGCUGACUCACAGCUCUUUUGGGAAACACUUUGGGGGCAGAAGCCUUUGUGAAGUUAAAAGCUUCCUCUGCAGUUUGUGGCUCUGUCACACCCAAAGCUACAGCCUGCACUGUAACUAAGUCUGUAGGGGACUUUCUGCCUAAAAUUUUCAUCACGGGACACUAGCAAGCAAUAGGGACUUUUUUUUUUUUUCCUAAGAAAUGAACAGCGAAUCUCCUUGUUUUGCUCUUUUUCCACAACAGAAGAUGUCACAGCAAACCUGUGAUAGCAAAUGAACAAACUUCCUGGAUUUUUGAAUUUAAAAUAGUGAAAUCCACAAUUAUUUUAUCUGGGUUUUUUGUUUGGUUUUGUUUUUUGUUUGUUGCUUUUUCAAUUCUCCCAGUUGUGUGUAGUAUAUAUAAUUUGCGCUAUUUCUAGUAUGAUAUAUAUGAUAUGGGAUAUUUGUUAGAGUAUAUACGUUUGUAUUAGGAGUUUAUUCCCUACCUUCGCAGGUAAAACUUGGUGUAUGCUGAAACUUGAUUUACAAGUAAAAGGAUGUGGCUUGGUUAGGAGAUGGAUUAUGUCUGGAGAGAUAUGGGGAUGCCCAGGUGCUGAUCAUUGCGUAAAUAACUUGAGAUGGAUAUCAUGGAAAUUUUCGGGCAGAUACAUGUGAAUGUAGUGUUCCCAUAAAUUUCAUUAAGGGAUUUAAUAACUCUAGACACUGAAUUGUUCUUCUUUAUUA
Molecule: messenger RNA, 5799 nt
Organism: Taeniopygia guttata (zebra finch)
Lineage: Eukaryota; Metazoa; Chordata; Aves; Passeriformes; Estrildidae
Product: transmembrane emp24 domain-containing protein 11-like
Source: RefSeq, a predicted model, not a curated record